CAAAUUGUCAAACUGAAACGUCAUUAUCUUGUCAACAUCUUCGUAGAUAGUUGGGUUGGACAGGACGUAUUUUAUACACAAGUGCAUAUUGAACUCUAUGAAAUAAAUACAGGUGCCCUUUGCGCAGCUGCGUAAUCUGCAGAGAAAAUCAAUGACUAUUUAUUUAUGUGAAAGGUUGUUUAUUGAAAUGGCGUGCAUCGCUUAUCAGUGAAUGCGUACUUUGUUACUUGACCAAAUUAUUUGUGCGUAUUGAGUCGAGUCGCCAGUGCAGUGCUGAUUACAAAACUACAAUGAGUGAAUCACAGUUGAAUUUCAAUUACGGUGGUAAUAUGGCUAUGGGAGGCAAUAUGCCAAUGCCCAGCAAUGUUGGUAUACCACCACCUGAUCAAGGAAUACACUACUUACCUCCAGGCGUGCAUUCAGCGUCUGGGGUCCAAGCCAAUCAGCCUCCACCUGUUCCUCCCAGGAUAGACUUAAACCAAGCUCUUGCCCAACCAUCCUUUGCCAGUCAAAUGGGCAACUAUGGUGGCAUGGGAUCUUAUGGGGGAAUGGGAUCCUAUGGAGGAAUGGGAUCAUAUGGUGGAAUGGGGUCCUACGGAGGAAUGGGUAUGGGAAUGGGAAUGGGGGCAUAUGGGGGAUAUGGAGGUAUGGGUGGUUAUGGAAUGGGUGGGCUUGGGGGUAUGUAUGGAGGCUACAACAGAUUGAUGGACAACUAUGAAACAAGGUUUAUACAGAUGGCUGAGGAGCGGUCCCGUCCAGCGUUCGAAUCCAUACAGAGCUUGGUGAAUGCUGUAGGCAGCGUAGCCAUGAUGCUUGAGGGCACAUUCUUCGCUAUGACCAGUUCAUUUAGAGCUGUUUUGGGGGUGGCAGAAAACGUCGGCAGACUGCGGUCGCUCUUCGCCCAGUUCUGGUCGACCUUCGCAGUAGUUAGGACCCUGAACUGGAUCAUCAGGAAGUUGAUGGUUCUCAUCGGAAUUAGAACUGAAAAUGAAUUUCAGGCCUGGGCCGAAGCUGUGGCAUCAACACAGCAAGGCGAACCUGCCCAAGGACCUCAGGGCAUCCGAUACUCAGGAUGGCCAGUGAUCAUGUUCUUCGCCGUGGUAGCGGCUGCACCAUACAUCGUGCUGAAGAUGAUGACCAGACUUAAUACAACCAUUCAGGAGACUUUGGCGGAUCCGACAACGUGGCAGAAUCCGCUAAAAGCAAUCGCUAACUACACCUUCGUAGCGACAUCUCCUCAGGAGCUCACCAUCCACGAGAACCAGAUCUUCCACGUGGCUCCCACACACCUCCAACAGCACUUAAUGCCUUCUGGUUGGCUUAUGGCCACGACAGACGGAAAGUCCGCUGGUCUCGUACCAGUAAAUUACUUCAAAGUGAUCACCCCCACCCCAACUGAACAGAAGCCAGGGGAUAAAACAGAAAAUAUAGCCCCUCCUCCCGGUUUAGAAAAAAAGACCACCUAAAUUCUUUUCAAAGAGAAGAACUGUCGUUUUUGCGCUGAGUAGAUGGCAGCACUGGCGAUUUAAGUAUCUUUAGUCUUGUAAGUAUGGUGUUUAAUAUUUUUUUGUUGCGAAUAUGAUGCAUAAUAGGUUGGAAGCGAAUAGUUCUCGCUCUGUAGUAAAGGCGACUCAACCUAGUCUUAACAGUAGAUUUUUUUAAAGAAAGAAUAAAUAUUUGUUACUUGAUUUUGAACUUUAUCAUGAAGACUUAAGGUUGCCUACUAACACGCCAAAUAAAAUAAGAGAUAUAUUAACCAACAUAUUUUGGAUCAAAAGACCUAACUCGCCACUAGCGCCCCUACCAGCGUUUAAAGAACGAUAGUCUCUUAGGUGAUAGGUUUUUCAAUUACCAUUAUAUCAUAUUUUUAAUAUUCUUGCAAUAAUAAUGACUGUCAGCUCUAGCCUUUGAUUUGAUAUGUCCAGCAUGUUUUUUAAACAAAAAUGUCCGAUUUUGACAUAUGAAUUAUUUCGAGUGUGCAACAUUUGGUUUCGAACGAAUAACAUUUAUAUAAAUGCAAAUGUUAAUAUUAUCCUUAUUGAAAUAAGGUUUAAAACGAGUUAACUUGACACGUAACUUAAUCUGCGAAGUGAUAUGAACAUUAUAUUCUUUGAAAUAAAGGUGAAAGAAGAUCUCAAUAUCAGAAACUUUUAACGUCACAUAACAUUCUAACAGCAAAUAAAAGUUAUUUUAAACCUUAUAAUCUUAAAUGCAAUGUAGAUAUUGGCUUGUCAUAGAUACGAAAAGAAGUUUUUCUAAAGAAAAUCUUUGGAGUAAGACCUAAGUAAUACUCGACUUGAUGAGGAAUUGUAAGAAGACUGUAAAUUGUGUGCUGAUUCGGCCUUUAGCCAGUUGGACUGGGUUUUGGAUAAGUAGUUAAGAACGGGUCUUAAAAAAUCUUAGGAAUUGGUAAAUAAAUUACAUAAUGCAAUUAUGUACCUAAAAAGGAUUUAAUUUAAUUAAAUAGCUCAAUGACUGGCUCUUAAUACUUUAAGGGUCAGUUUGUUGCGCUAACAUUUUGCGCAAAAAUUUAUUUUGUGUAUAUCAAAAGCGAAUUGUGUUUUAAUUUAUGCAUUUUAAUUUAGUUAUAAACUGGUGGGCAUUUAUAGGGGUCCUUCAAUCCAAACUAAUAUUAUAAAUGCGAAAGCAACUCAGUCUGUCUGCAUUUUCUUGACGCCUAAACUACUGAACCUAUUUGUGUGAAAUUUAUUACAGACAUAGUUUGGAACUCGAGAAAGGACAUAGGAUAGUUUUUAAACCAAAAAUCUGCAGGAAGUCACUAUUCCACGCGAAAACUAAAAAAACUAGUUGUUUUUAAAAUUAAUAUGUAAUAGAUAUAAAAAACAGCAAACACAAGUAAUUUCAACAGUUUAACUUACAGAAAUAGAUUCUUCAAAUAGUCUAAUUUUAAUGGACACCAGUUUAUUUUUUUAUCAACAACAAUGUUCGAGUGCUCGAACAAUAUUUUGUUAAAGGUCGAAUUUAAUAUCAAAAUCAAUCAUAACUUAUAGAAACUCAGAUCCCAUUUCAAAAAUGUUUUUUUUUAUAAAGAAUGGUCUUAAAUGUGAUAUAAGUCACAAAUUAAUAUUUUACCUGUGAUUUGAUUUGAACGGAACGAUUAUGCGAAAACUCUUUCAUGUAAAAGAGUGUAGGCAUGCAUUGCCCCAUCCAGGGUUUUC
Messenger RNA from Spodoptera exigua (beet armyworm), 3179 nucleotides. Lineage: Eukaryota; Metazoa; Arthropoda; Insecta; Lepidoptera; Noctuidae. The record is from the annotation of a GenBank genome assembly.